Dreissena polymorpha is the source of this 8707-nucleotide messenger RNA. RefSeq names its product sterile alpha motif domain-containing protein 9-like. NCBI's taxonomy places the organism in Eukaryota, Metazoa, Mollusca, Bivalvia, Myida, Dreissenidae. The transcript is spliced from 19 exons. The record is from RefSeq and is a predicted model, not a curated record. The coding region runs from base 228 to 8579 and encodes 2783 amino acids. Gene Ontology annotation, cellular component: cytoplasm.
CUCAUGGUCUUGCAAUUCUCACGCGAUUGGAACACAAUGUGACUGUAACAGAAGCCAAAAAACACUGUCAAUUUGAUGUGAGAUAAAAAAUCAUCAUUGUUUCGGAACUUUUCGUGCUCAGUGAGUCACUGUUUUGGACAUGGUUUCGUCAACAGCAUAGAGCCAACACAGCCAUGGGUGGUUUAUACAUGUAUCCUGUAUUUGACAUUGACUAGUGGGCAGUCACUAUGACAACUAUGCUUACAGAAGCACCCAACAUGGAGGAGUUCCAAAACUCCCAGCGGUUUGUAAAGGCAGUCAAACUGAAUUAUGACAUUGGAGGCGAACUCCUGCGACAGAUUGUUAAACAUAAACUUUCGGGUAUGAGUCAGCCUUUAGAUCAAUUUUUACAUCCAUACCAGAGGAAGUUUAACGACGACCGUCGAAAGAGAAUAUUGAGUAAAUAUCAAGUAAGCCUCCUGAAUUCAAACACUGUCUCUUUGGACAAAAUGGACCUUACAAUGCUGACCUAUCUCUUGCUAAAUAUUUUUACAAUAUCAACGCAAAAUGAGAAAGACAUUAAUGAACUGCGAAAUUGUAGAAAUGAACUUGCUCAUAACACAGAUGCUCACCUGAAGACUGAUGAUGUUUUCAACAGAACAUUUGAUACACUGAAAUCCAUAUGUGUCGAUCUUGAUCGCAUAUUGACAACCACACACCCUGGGGUUAAUGUUUCAACAUAUACGCAUCAGCUGGUUUGUGGUGUUAAAGAGCUAGAGAAACAGAACCUUGUCUCUCGUGUCAGUCAUCGUUUUCGCAUACAACUCUGCACAGAAAAGUUAAUGAAUGAACUUUUUGAGAAAAAUGAUAGUUUGAGAAAAGAUGACUGUUUAGAAACCAAAUACCAGAUAAUUGUGGGUGCUGGUUGUAUUGGAAGAUAUGCAGAGGUGGACGUUCUUGUUGAAAAAUUACGGACUAAGAAAAUUGUGAGCCAUCAGAAAAAGCUUGAAAUCCAACAGGAGCAUAACAAUGAAGAAAAGGCGUUCCUCUUGGUGUUGGAUAUUAUAAAGGAUACUGAUGAAAAUGUAUUGAAGUUCCUGAAGUGUUUACAGAAGGAUUAUCCAAUUGUUGCAGAAUGGAUAACAGGGGACACAGAUGAUAAAGAUAUAGAUAACAAACUGAGAGAUCUAGAGAAGGUACAUAUCAAGAAAAUUAUUGAAGAUGGUAUUGAAACUGAUGGAUCAAAGUGCAUUUCUGGGGAAGACUUGCAUGUUUAUGUGGAGGAGAACCGCAAAUGCUGUGUGACUUUUUUGAACGUCAAGGAAUGCAUCAUCUCAACUUUUCCAGGUGCUAUCUUCGUUGAAAAAUCAAACAGAUUUUCGGGCCUUUCUUGGAAAUCAUGUGUGACCAUGUUUGAUGAAACUCAUCUACCAGAUGUCGGACCUUUAUCUACCAUGGCUUGUGAAGAAUUCUCAAAGUAUUUGGAAGUUGAAGUUCGAAAGAACAUCACUAAAGAUCCUUCUUUAGGUUUUGCAAUCACUGAUGUCAUUAAAAGUGAAAGCAUUUCACUUCAAUUCUUUGUAGACAGGUUGGACAUUGUUGAAGAUGAAUUAAAAAAAGAAUUCAAUUUGAGGGGACUGAAGUAUGGUGCUGGAAUUAGUGGGGGGCUUGAACGAAUCCGAAAUGAUAUAAAAAAAAGACUAAGUGUUAGUGGAACUGAAUGUGAAAGUGAUUUUCGUCCUUUUGGAAGGUCAUCUGGCAACUUUGCCUAUAAAAAUGGUAAAGUUAAACAAGACAAAAUAUCAAUGUUGACCCCAGUGCAUCACUUCAUCAUGCCUAAGCAAGAAAAACAAAUGCAUAAAUCAUUUUUUGCUGCUGAAGUCAUAAAAUUUGCCGCAGCAUGCAUUAAUGGGCUUCAGAACGGAACAGUUCACUUUGGUAUUAAAGCUCUGGAGAAUAAUGAAGGUCUGAUUGUUGGUUUACGAAAAACUGAAUUCUCACCACAUACACUAAUAGCUGAAAUAGAGAACUGCCUACAUCACUGCUUCGAGGGACCAUGCUUUGAACAGCGAAUAUUUGAAAGAGCUAUUCAAGCAGUUGUGAUUGUGCCAUGUGAGGAGAACAGUUUUGUAGUUGAAGUUGAUAUAAAUCCAUCGUUUAUAUUCAUGAAGAAUACACCUAUUACAUUAUUGUUUCCUCCGCAUGGCGAACAGGAAAAUAAAUUGUUUAAAUACAUAGUUAGACAUGGAAUCUACAUUUUGGAGGUGAUAGACUCCAAAAAGGCAGAUUGCCUGAAAACAGAAAUGAAGGAACUAUUGCUUGCAAGAAAAAUAUUGGAAAUGGCUGUUUUAAAACCUGAAAAAGGUUUAAGUAAUACAGGAGCACAACUACAGAAACGUUUGACUGCUGGGAAUAGGUAUGUGACUGAUCAGAUGGUGCCUCAUAUUAUAUGUGGUAAAUAUUCAAGUAUUCCAAAUUCAGACAAAAUAUUCGACCACAUAAGGGUUGCAUUUUUGUCCUCACCAGUAGUUUUUGACUUCGAUCCAUCAACAGUUUUGAUUAAGAACAUUGAGAAAGAGGAUAACUACUUUGAUGUUCUGGUUGCAGAUGAUUACAAACCAGAAAAGUGUCCUCAAAACAUUGGUUCAGGCAAUCAUUGGAUAUAUUGCAAUGGAAAUGUUGAGUGCAAAUUGCAAUCCUUUCCAAUAUCUGAAUGGCUUUCAGAAAGAUAUCCUUUUGUAAAAUGUUCUCUUGAAGAAUCAUUCAAGGUUAAUUCAAGCAAUAGAUCAAUUGCUUUGUUUUUGGUUUUUGAAUCACUUUUAAAGACAGAUUCACUGUACCAGAUUGCUUUUGACUGCUGCCGCUGGUAUCCAUACAACACUGUAGUAAUAUCGGACACAGAAGAACACUUUUCUCAACUCAGGAAAGAUCUUGAACCAAUUACAGAGCCUCAAACUCUAAAUCAGAUAUUUUUUUCUGGUCUUCCAUGGAUGGAUGUGGCUAGUGAAGUGCUUUCACCAAUCUUUCCUUGUGUUUCUGGCAGUGUUUGGAGACUUCCCACCAGUUCAGGGACAGUUGUCACAUUGACACAGAAUGAGAGAAAAACCAUGAAACUAUGUGACAUAGAGAUUCUAAGUUGUGAAGAAUGUAAGCUAGCUUUUGAGGAAAUGGAUAAGACUUUACAGGAUGAUACCUUCUCAAAGGAGGAAAAUGCAUUUUAUAAAGGCAGCGAAGCAUCGUGGUGGAAUUUCUAUUUUGAUGUUCAUGUUUGCCAACGUGAUAUUUUUGAAAAUAUAACAAGUACAGUUCAGGAGAAGAUAGAUAAUGGUAAAAAGAGAGUUGAAGUUCUAAAAAUAUUCCAUCAACCAGGGGCUGGUGGAACCACUCUUGGCAGACAUGUUCUUUGGCAUUUCAGUCAGUGUAAGGAAGAUUUGUCCAAGGUAUACAGGUGUUGUGUCAUAAGAAAUGUCAUUGAAAACGAUUCAGCGGAUCAAAUUCUAAAACUUUGGUCUUUCAAAGACAAAAACAAAGAUGAAAGGAAUCCAGUGAUUGUUUUGGCAGACAAUAUCCCAGAAGAAUCUUUGGUAAUUCUCAUUGACAACUUGAACGACCUUGUUUACCGUCAUGCUUCUUCACAUGGGAAAUUAUUGUGCUUGUUGAUUGUUGUGGCAAGAAUUUGGGAGUCUAAAGGAGCAUCUGUUGUUCUGAGACAGGUGCUAUCAGAUAGGGAAAUAUUAUGGUUUCAGGACCGGUCACAAUCUUUGGAGAAGAAAAAGAGCAAGAAACAAAUUGAAUCUAUGAUAGCAUUCAAUGUCAUGAAAGAAGGAUUCAGUGAAAAAUACAUUAACGACACCACACGAGGCAUUAUGAAAGGUCUUAAAAGAAAAGAGGAAAAACUAGUUCAACACCUGUCGUUCCUUAAUUCUUAUGAACCUGAUGUUGCAGUUGGACCGGAUAUAUUUGAUGAUCUAAUGAGGAUAGAAACAUCAACACGUUCUAAGUGGACCAUUAAAGAAUUGAAAGAAGUAGGAGCCCCAGUUGGACUUGUUGGAUCUCAGAGGAGAUUUCCAUACAGGCAAACCUGGAAUGUGGAAUCUUCAGAGUUUUUAGAACUUCUUAUCAAACACAGUUCAAAUGGUGGUCGAAAUCAAAUUUCAAUUGUGUCACCACUGAUUGCUAAGGCAAGCCUUCAGUAUAUAAUGGAGAAGGAAAAUUUAGACCUUAAAAAAGUUGUUUCAGAGUUUUUGUCUUUCUUUGAUACUCAAUUUAAAAAUGAACCAAGCUCUGACUCCAACAAUAGAUUAAGAAAAAACGUUUGUGAUCUUUUCUGUCAUCGACAACAGCGACGUAUAACACCUUUUAGAGAUGGUAAAAGUGCAUUUUCCAAUCUUGUGACUGAACUUUCAGAAGUUAAUAAACGGGAAACAAGUGAAGAAGCAUUUAAUAGAACCAAUGACUUGAUGAGUUAUUGUUUUCAGAUAACAAAUGAUUCUUAUGUUGCUCAACACAGGACAAGGUUAUGCAAUCAUUUUAAAGAGUUUCAAAGUGCUAAAGAGGCAAUAACACUUGCUUUGAAAGGGUCUGAAAAAAUACCCAUUUUAUAUGAUACUUUUGGUCAUAUAUACAAAAAAGAGCUCCAAGAUAAAUCUAAAAAAUCAAACACAGAUCCAAAAGAACUUAUUAAACUUGCUUGCAAUGCGAUAGCAAAGUUUCGAGAAGCUCAGCAACUUGGGAGAAAGGAUAAUUUAGCAUUUUAUGAACAGGAGAUUUCUGUUGCCUUUUUAAUUUUGGAUGACUUGAAAACAAAGUACAAGGAGCCUUUUUUGAAAGCCAUCAAUGGUUUUUCACAUGAAAAAAGCAUGCCUGAACUAUAUCCAGAAAUAAACAGUUUUUGUAAUGGUAGCGAAAUGCAAAGUCAUAUUAAAGCAUCCCUUCAGCAUAUUGAGGAUGUGUUUACAAUGACAAAACAGCCAUUCCAUUUAAGUUCGGCACCUGAAACAGCAAUAAGAAUACAAAGCAUGAUAAAUAAAUUUGAGAGCAUUUACACGACAGAUUUUGCUAGUUCAUCAGCUGUUGAAUCCACAAUAAGUUGUUCAUUUACAGGGAUGAGAAAUCUUUAUGACGAAGAUCAGAACAAACUAGCUAAUAGGGUGUAUAAAUUAGAGUUCAAUUUUGAUGCAAGUGGAAAAAGACUUGAGAAUAAUUUAAAGGUUAUUGUUGGAUACUACAUAAUACACUAUUCUAUGAUUUCCUGUCCAAAAUUUGAUGAAAAGAUACAAUUUGACUAUCGGAAACUAUUGAACUUCAGUGAAAUGUUGUUAAAAUGUCAAAAUGAAAGAAUGGGUAUGAACAAUUCAGUGGAAAAUUUAGAACCAUAUUUGUAUUUUGCAUUGUUGCAUUGGCCACUGCCCAAAAGAUUGCAUGUGCAUAAACAAUACAUUUGUCGGCCAGAGUAUUUGAAAAUGACAUUGAAUAGAUGGCAAGAGUUGUAUGAUCAAAAGUUUGAUACAAGCAAGAAAGGUGAUCAAAGUAAAUUGAGCCUUAAGGCAAAAACAUUUUUUGCUCUAGCUAGAGGGCAACCUGGUGGAGAUUAUGUACAUACAAAUAAAAUAAGGUCACAAUGGCGCAUUGGGGCUGAUGCGCAAGGACGGAAAAGAAGGGAGGUAAAAAGGGAUGAUAUCUGGAAUCACAAACUUGGGCUAGAAACCUUCAUCAGGAUAUCAGGUGUUGUAGACGGAUCUGGACGUAAUAUUGAUCACUCGGUCGAAUAUGAUGCAGACAAGAUUUUCCAAUACCGCAUACCAUCUGGUGAAGAUUGUUUUGAUUAUCGCAACAGGCGUGUUACCUUUGUUUUGGGGAUUUCCUGGAGAGGUCCAGUUGCCUAUGAUGUGAAGUUGAAAGAAGAAGGGAUUGAUGAUGACGUGUGUCAAAAAGUUGAAUCAGCAAGUCUUGUACAUAUGGACAAUCCCACUGGAGUUGGUUGUGGAAUAGAAGAAGGGAUUGAUGAUGACGUGUGUCAAAAAGUUGAAUCAGCAAGUCUUGUACAUAUGGACAAUCCCACUGGAGUUGGUUGUGGAAUAGCACCACUGACCGAACAUGCGUCCCCAUCCAUAUCUUUUACUGAACCUGGCCAGUUUCAAGACCAACUUGCAGGAAAGACACAAGCAAACCCUGUUAAAACAAGUAAUUUCACACAAGCCGUGAAGACAAACUUGACAAAUGUUCCCCCCUCAGAUGCUUAUUCUUCACAAACUGACAGUGUUGGAGCUAAAAGACACAUAGUUUUAGCUGGAGUCAAAGAUUCCAGUUGGUUGCCUACUGUUCCCAGUACACACGAGUCCAGCUCUAGUAUUGUAUCUGGUGCAUCAACUGUGAUAGGACGUGGAAGAGGUCGUUCCCGGGGAUAUCCUGUUGUACACAAACCUGAGGAAGUUGCAACAAGGCCUGGUAGAUCUUCUCCAGCAUUGAAGCCAACAGGGCAAGGAGUUGGUGGACUAUCUACGGAGUCUAAGCAGCAACAACAGGAAAUGAUCUCAUCCUCGGUUUCUUCAUCAGAGGACGGGUCGGGAAACAUGGGUGCCAUGAUGAACAUGGUGUGUGGUCCUGGUUUCAUGAAUGGUCCCAUGUUCAACCCCAUGAUGAUGCAGGCAGGAAACCAGUUCAUAAUGCCAGGCAUGCUGGGAGGAGGGAACCAGAUGAAUCCAGGCAUGGGCAUGAUUGGACCCUGCGUAGGCCUGGCAGGGAUGCAGCAUCCCAACAGCAAUGGCAGAAUGACGACCCAUACCCCAAACAGCAUGGGAUCUCAAGUGGACCAAUCGAUGCUUGGUAUGCCAGGAAUAGGGAACCAGGGACCAAUAGUUGCUGGGCAGCAGGGCCCCAUGACAUUGAACGCAAUGAUGGGUCAACCAAACCAGCUUCCAUCUGCCUUAAUUGUGUCCAAUGGUCAGAUUGUUCCUGUGGUUACCAAUCCAGGAUCCCAUGGUGGAAUGCAGGAUCAGAUGCCAAGGAUUUCUGAACCACAUGUGCAGACAGGACUAUCUACGGAGUCUAAGCAGCAACAACAGGAAAUGAUCUCAUCCUCGGUUUCUUCAUCAGAGGACGGGUCGGGAAACAUGGGUGCCAUGAUGAACAUGGUGUGUGGUCCUGGUUUCAUGAAUGGUCCCAUGUUCAACCCCAUGAUGAUGCAGGCAGGAAACCAGUUCAUAAUGCCAGGCAUGCUGGGAGGAGGGAACCAGAUGAUGCCAGGCAUGGGCAUGAUUGGACCCUGCGUAGGCCUGGCAGGGAUGCAGCAGCCCAACAGCAAUGGCAGAAUGACGACCCAUACCCCAAACAGCAUGGGAUCUCAAGUGGACCAAUCGAUGCUUGGUAUGCCAGGAAUAGGGAGCCAGGGACCAAUAGUUGCUGGGCAGCAGGGCCCCAUGACAUUGAACGCAAUGAUGGGUCAACCAAACCAGCUUCCAUCUGCCUUAAUUGUGUCCAAUGGUCAGAUUGUUCCUGUGGUUACCAAUCCAGGAUCCCAUGGUGGAAUGCAGGAUCAGAUGCCAAGGAUUUCUGAACCACAUGUGCAGACAGGACUAUCUACGGAGUCUAAGCAGCAACAACAGGAAAUGAUCUCAUCCUUGGUUUCUUCAUCAGAGGACGGGUCGGGAAACAUGGGUGCCAUGAUGAACAUGGUGUGUGGUCCUGGUUUCAUGAAUGGUCCCAUGUUCAACCCCAUGAUGAUGCAGGCAGGAAACCAGUUCAUAAUGCCAGGCAUGCUGGGAGGAGGGAACCAGAUGAUGCCAGGCAUGGGCAUGAUUGGACCCUGCGUAGGCCUGGCAGGGAUGCAGCAGCCCAACAGCAAUGGCAGAAUGACGACCCAUACCCCAAACAGCAUGGGAUCUCAAGUGGACCAAUCGAUGCUUGGUAUGCCAGGAAUAGGGAGCCAGGGACCAAUAGUUGCUGGGCAGCAGGGCCCCAUGACAUUGAACGCAAUGAUGGGUCAACCAAACCAGCUUCCAUCUGCCUUAAUUGUGUCCAAUGGUCAGAUUGUUCCUGUGGUUACCAAUCCAGGAUCCCAUGGUGGAAUGCAGGAUCAGAUGCCAAGGAUUUCUGAACCACAUGUGCAGACAGUGAAGUAUUCCAGUUGGUUGCCUACUGUUCCUAGUACACACGAGUCCAACUCUAGUGUUGUACCUGGUGCAUCAACUGUGAUAGGACGUGGAAGAGGUCGUUCCAGGGGAUAUCCCGUUGUACACAAAUCUGAGGAAGUUGCAACAAGGCCUAGUAGAUCUUCUCCAGCAUUGAAACAAACCGGGCAAGGAGUUGGUGCACCACUGACCGAACAUGCGUUCCCAUUCGUAUCUUUUACUGAGCCUGGCCAGUUUCAAGACCAACCUGCAGGAAAGACACAAGCAAAACCUGCAGAACAUGGUGUGCAGACUGACAUAGGAAAUGUGGCUCCAUCAGAUGCAUAUUCCUCGCAUACUGGCAGUGGUGGUGCAAAAGGGAACAGAACUCUAAUGGAAGAAGAAAGCAAUGCCUCAAAUGAUGCCAUACCAAUACGGAAUACCGGUAGGAGGCAACGGAAAAAAGAAAAGAAGAAAGAAAAGAAAAAAUGAAAGAACUUAAUUUGGAUGUACAUAGUUCAAAUGGAAACAGAUUUGUAUGCCCCCAGAUCGAAUGAUCAGGGAUAUAUUGUUUUUGGUCUGUCUGUCUGUCUGUCCUGUCCUGUCCUGUCCUGUCCUGU